GUCGUUCUGCGAAGGUCGGAACUGCUCUCCGACGAACACGAACGGGCACAGCUGCGAGGGUCCUUCCCUUCGAUUUUUAUUGCGGUGAUCUCAUUCAUUUCUUUUUUCUCCUGUUUCGUUUCGCUUGGUUCUUCAUCCGUCGAAAUUUUGAUUCGGGUUCAGAAUUUUUGUUGGUCUUGGGGUUCUGUUAAUCGAUUCUUGGUUGUCGACUUUUUUGUGGGAAGAUCGAUCUUUCUGGUUUUCUCGAUCGUUUUUCGUCACCUAGCUAGUCUCGUUUUGGUUUCGAUUGGAAAAUAUGUCUUCUUCGCGUUCUAGGCGUGUGGAGUACGACCGCUUCAUCCCGUUCCGGUCGGCGAUGGACAUGGACUACGCACGCUUUGCCCUAACCGGGCCUUCGAGACCGCAGCAUGAUGGUUCGAGGGAAUCCCCAUCGAGCGUGGCGUACCAAAAGCUUCUUGACGAGUGCAUUUUGAAGAACAGGUCUCGUAUCCUCGCUUUCAAGACUGCACCUGAAGCGUCGGCCAGCAAGCUGCCCGAGUUUGACGAGCCCAUUCGGCCGCAGAAGAAGCAGCAGAGGCGAAUCCCUAAAGAACCAGAGAGGGUUUUGGUAAUCCACGGCUUGUUGGAUGAUAAUGUUUUGAAUCUCCUCGACUGGGGAAGCAAUAAUGUGUUGGCGAUUGGCCUUGAGGACGCAGUGUAUCUCUGGGACGCUGCAGAAGAGUCGACUAAGCUUCUACAACCCGUAGAAGACAGAGGACCUAUCACUUGCAUCCGCUGGUCGCCAGACUGUGCAGUUCUUGCUGUCGCAUUUGGCAAUUCAGAUUUAUCCCUGAUUGAUCCAGCAACAGGACAUGUCGUGGAUGGGAUGGAAGAUGAGAACCAGGCCCCUGUUUUGUCACUUGCGUGGAGAAGUAAUUCAAUCUUGACAGUCGAAAGAUUUGAUGGCACUGUUGUUGAUUAUGACUUUAGGAAGGAUGGCAUGUUCAUCUGUUUCUAUAAUGGGCAUCGGCGUGGAGUUUGUAGUCUUAAAUGGUCCGUGUUGUCAGGACGGUAUUUGGUGAGUGGAUGGCAGGACAAACUAGUGCACAUAUGGGAUGCCUGCAUGCCUGUCUCACGUGACCAUCCACGUCAACGUCAAUGGCUUCACAGGAUCAGCAGCCACACUUCCAUUGUGAAGGUCGUUGACUGGUGCCCAACUCGGAGCAACCUGCUGGCUUCUGGUGGAGGUUGCAAUGAUCAUUGCGUUAAGUUUUGGAACACCGUUAACGGUGCUUGCUUGAACUCGAUUGAUGUUGGCUCUGAAGUUUGUGCAUUGCUAUGGGACAAAAACAAAUCUGAAUUACUGACCUUCCAUGGUUCGCCGAACAAUCAACUCACCUUGUGGAAUUACCCAUCCAUGACGAGAGUGGCUGAGGUUUCCGGUCAUUCAUCCCGGGUUCUUUCCUUGGCUGGGAGUCCACUGGGAGGUGUAGUAGCUUCUGCAGCAGCAGAUGAGACAGUCAAGUUUUGGAAUAUCUUUGAGACUCCCAAAAUAACAAAACCUGAACUACCCUUUGCCCAAUUUAAUGUCAUCAUAAGAUGAAAAGGUGGAUAGGUGGAAAUGAUUAAGAUUCCAAAUGGAAGACUUCUCUAGUGCUUGGCAUGAAGAUCUGUUGUUGGUAACAUUGCGAUGGGAAGUUUCGUGGUGUCAAAGAGGCAGUACAUUUUCAUACAAGCGCAUGGAUUCGAGAUCUUCAAAUAUGAGCGCAACCGCCUAAGGUAAGUUAGAAACCUUACAGCCUUUUACAGCAUUUUAGUAGGCUCAUUUACAACAUGACUAUCAUUGCAGCUACGAGUCUGAUUUUUGUUUCCUAUUUAUUGUUUAUCAUUUCAUAGUUAUCGAUAUGAUUAUUGCCCAAUUGAUGAAACAUGUGGUCUAUAAUUUUUGCCCAAUUGUUAUAAUCUAAUUAUGUGGUUUAAAGUGAUUUUAAUUUGCUUCUCUUAUGUUUCUUUUUUGUAAGUUACUAUCUUUGUCUCAUUUUUGUUUGAGAAUUUUUGUGCAGACUAUAUAUUUUGUUGUGUAUGCUAAUCAUGCAUAAUUAGAUCAAACUGAUAGAUGCUUAUUGUUUUUUUUCUUUUCUGAGUUCAGAUUUCUUAUGAUAUUCAAUAUGGCGUUGAUAUCACAUGAAGACAUCACAUUGCACACCUAGAAGAGUGUUUGACAAUCGAGAGAUCUAUGCAUUAUAAGAGUUAAUUGCCUAUGGCCUUAUGUUUCUAUUUUUUCUUUCCGACUAUAAGUUUCCUAUGAUAUAAGUUAAACUUAAGAAUUUUAUAUUCUUUUAGGACUAUAAAGAAACUUUGAAGAUUGAACUGUGUAGCUCUAUUGCUGUAAUAUGGCCUUAAGUAUCACAUGAAGAUAUCACAUUGCCAAAACAAACUUUGAAGAUUGAAUCGUAUAACAAACUUCAGAUUUCCUUUUCCAUAUUUUUUUUAGUUGAGAUUUCUUAUAACAUUCAAUAUGGCCUAGUUAUCACAUGAAGACAUCACAUUGCAUAUCUAGAAGUGUGUUUGACAAUCGUGAGAUCUAUGCAUUAUAAGAGGUAAUUGCUUAUGACCCUAUGCUUCUUUUUUAUUUUCUAACUAUAGGUUUCCUAUGAUAUAAGUUGAACUUCAGAAUUUUAUAUUCUUUUAGGACCAUUAAGAAACUUUGAAGAUUGAACUGUGUAGCUCUAUUGCCAGAUCAAAGUACUUUCACAUGAUGAAUUUAAAAUCUUGCUAUGGUGUCUUUGCUAAAUCUUUAUUCACAGAUACAAAGAUAUUAAAGCAUCUUUGGAUUUGCUUAGAGGGUGAAAAUAUGGAAACUUAUGGUGUUGCACAACUAUAAUCAUAUUCAACAACUAAGAGAUCUAUGCAUAAUUUUGAUCUAAGAUGUAACUUCUUAUCUCUUUAUUUUUUGGGUGACUAAAGGUUCCCUAAAAUAUCCAUUAGCCUUCAGAUUUUUUAUGUUCUUUUAGGACCAUUCUAGAACCCGUGAAAACUUUUCUUUGGUGUAGAUAUUAUUACACUACGGAGUACUUCAUUUCACUUGAAAUAAUGUUUUUUUUAUGUUUAUUUGCAUAUACAAAGAUACUAAAGCAUCUCAGGAUUUUGUUUAGGGGGUGAAAUAAUUUAGAAAAUUGUGGAGUUGCAAAACUAGAAUUGUGUUUGACAAUCAAAAGACUGUUGUUCAACCACUCAGAUAUUGUUUAAAAAACUGUUCAUGAAAUGAAUAAUUUUCAAUUUGAAAUUUUUCGAAGAUAAAGAUAAGUUCAAGAGUGAAAUCCAAGCCUAAAAUUUUUUGUUUUUAGUAAGAUGUGUCAUAAUUUCUAUAGAAAGCAGUUAUUCAACCUAAGAGAACUGCAAACCAUAGUAUAUACCAUAACAGUAAAGAGAUACCAAACAAAUAAAUCUAUGAGCUUGAUAAAGGUGAGGCAUUGUAAUUCUGUUUAUUAUGUUUUUCCCUGUGAAAUAAACAAAAAUAUCAAAUUUAUAUGUCUUUCCAUGAAUAGAUUAUGUCUUCUGCAACAUAGAUACACUUCUGAUCCUAAGAUAGGGCUUGAAAAAUGGUGUCAAAUGGGAUAUAAUGCAGUUCUAAAGUUUGGAAGUUAGCUUACUAGAUCAACAGUUCAUAAAUGCUUCAUUAUAGUGAUAGUGGAGUAGUUCGGGUCCUUCCGAUUAACAAGAUCUUCAUUAAAGGUUUCGAUUUAGAUUUAUCUUGCUGAAUCAGCUGUAGUUGUAGCAGAGUGGUAGCAAUGUUCAUGAGCUUGAUAGACAAGCUUGCUAUGUUUCAUAUAAAUGUUCACCAAUUAAUGACAUGGCUACUAUUUCAGUAUUUUUUCAAUUAUGCUAUUGUGGUCAUUUACCACAAGUUUCAGCAUCUAAGCACUAUAUCUGAAAUUUGCCUUUGUAAGUAUAACACCGACCUUUGAGUUGGUAUUUCUUGUUUCCAACUUCCCUAUUUGUUUACUGAGAUUAAGGUAGCAGUAGCGGUUGUGAUUAUUUAUUGCGAUUCCAGUAAUAUUACAUGUGGUACCAAGUUUGAAUUUGACACGAUAAUUCCGAUUGAUUUAUUUAAGUCAUCAUUUUUUUUAAUAAUCUAUUCAUGAUCUUGUUGGUUGUAAUGGAGAGACAAAUUGAAUAUUCGGUAAGCAUUUGAAAUUUCCAUCACCAAAGUUACCAUCCCUUCCAACACCUCUACCGUUGUGCCCCUUGCCAUCAUCAUAUAUAUCUUGUAAACUAUCAUUGGCCUUAUGGACAAGGCUAAUGUGGUAGAGAUUGACGAUCCUCAGAAAGCUCCAGAGCUUGAUCGAGACAAACAAGAAGCUGCAGUGAAGCUCAUGGCCAAAGGGACAAAGAGACUUAGAGCAUUGAUGUUUCAUUUACUGGAAUUUGAGAAUCAGCGGAAGAAGGCAGUCCUCAUGUCUUAUUUGGAUGUGCUUCACAAGUUGAUCUUGCAAUUGAACUUCCGGAGGACCUUUUGGUGUUAUUCAAGGCUGAUUUUAUCAAGAUUACAAAAUAGGAUAAUAAGUUGUAUCACAUAUUAUAAUUUAUAGACUGGCCAAGGACCUUGCAUUUGAUUAGGUACUAAGAUCUUACUGAUACUUAUUGCAUUAUGAUCUUAAUUUUUUACUGAUUUCAUCAGGCUUUUUUUGGAUAUGCACAAUUGGUCAAAAAAAAAUCAGUUGGGUCCUAAUGCAAUACCUUGUUUCUGUGGCAUGUAUCUAGCAAAAGGUUUUAGUAUGAAAAUGUCUCUUUGUGAGUUCCACACAUUGCAGCUACCAACAUGCAUGUGACAGCUCUCUUGCACACUUUCACUAUGUUGUUUCUAAGAGUAAUGAAGUUUUAGCUCCUGAUUGUUUUUAAGAUACAAUAAAACAUUUUCUUUAUGGAACCAUAUAUUCUAACUUCUAAGAACCUACAAUGGAAUAUUUUUAGUGUCACAUUUUCUGCAGGCACAUUUGACGAAAAGAGCAUUUCCUGUUAUUUACUUAUGGUGGAUCAUGUUUCUUAUGUAGGAUAAGAUUUUUUUCAUGCAACUUUUAUGCAUGGAACAAUAAGGAUCCUACCUGUGAAUUUGGAAUUAGCUAUGGUUGGUUUAUUCAAAUCCUGCAAGUCCUUUAGUUCUAGUCAUUAUCAUUUAGUACUUUUUAGUUCAUGAACCCUAUAUGUGACAUCCAUCUUUCAUCUGUGUGUGCUUAAGAAACUAUGAAUUUUGUCACAAUGCCCCAGUUAUUAUCGAAAUUCUAUCCACUUCCUCUUGAAUAAAAAUUCAAGAAAAGGAAAAAAAAAUCUUGAUACACUUCCGUAUGACAGAUUAUGCACUUAUUUUCAUGCUUUAUGUUUGAUUGACUUUGUUCAUAAUGUCCCUACCAGGUGUUUUCAUAAUCUGCUAGUCAUGCUUAUGUUGCUUUGAAGCAAGGUAUACAAUUUGAAUGGUACCGCUCGGUACGGGCGGUACGUACCAGUCCGAUAGGUUAUUGGUAUGCGGAUUGUCUGUUACCGCCCGGCACAGCUCGGUAACGGUCGAUUUCGACCCUUUCUCAUGUUUUUAAACCCUUCUUCUCUCCUAUUUCACUCCAUUUUAUUCUCACUCUCUUAAACUAUCUCAAACUUUUUUUUUCUCAUAUUUGUGUUAUCCUAAACUCCAUUACACCUAAAUUAGGCGUACCGCUUGGUAUGCCAUACCGUACCAUACCGAGCCAACCUCGAAACACCGGUAUGAUAUGGUAUUUCAAUCCUUGCUUUGAAAUAUAUCUUGCUGGCCUUGUCUGGGCAUAUGGAUGAUGUUUGCUGAUCUAUAUAGCAAGUCUGGUGGUGGCUUUGUUAGCCUGCAAGUUCUUGUUAAUUAAAAGAAGGAUUUUCUAUAUUGUUCAUUAUCUUCAAUUUCCUGUUAGUGAUUAAGUUCUUAAGAUCAAGCUUGUGAGUUGUUCUAAGUUGAACUAAUUCUCUUUAUC
Messenger RNA from Musa acuminata AAA Group (dessert banana), 5972 nucleotides. RefSeq names its product cell division cycle 20.2, cofactor of APC complex-like. Gene Ontology annotation, molecular function: ubiquitin ligase activator activity; anaphase-promoting complex binding; protein binding. Lineage: Eukaryota; Viridiplantae; Streptophyta; Magnoliopsida; Zingiberales; Musaceae. Gene Ontology annotation, biological process: anaphase-promoting complex-dependent catabolic process; positive regulation of ubiquitin protein ligase activity; positive regulation of anaphase-promoting complex-dependent catabolic process. The transcript has 5 exons. Bases 296 to 1582 code for a protein of 428 amino acids. Gene Ontology annotation, cellular component: anaphase-promoting complex. The record is from RefSeq and is a predicted model, not a curated record.